Molecule: messenger RNA, 597 nt
Organism: Desarmillaria tabescens
Lineage: Eukaryota; Fungi; Basidiomycota; Agaricomycetes; Agaricales; Physalacriaceae
Exons: 3
Coding region: 40-432 (130 amino acids)
Source: RefSeq, a predicted model, not a curated record
UGGCGCUACUUGUUAUAUCUAUCCUCUUCAUUAACCACCAUGAGCGCCAGGCUGUUCGAAAUCAAAGGAUGGGCCCACAUUACAAUAGCCAUCCUACUGACCGUCAAACCAAGUGUUGUAUAUAAUUCCCCAAUGACCCCAACGAAAUUAUCUAAAACCGACUACAAGCACAUUUCUGAUGCUGCCGUAGCACCCGGAUUCAAUCAAGCGAUAGCAUGUAUGGUGGCGGCAGUCGGCGUGGGUUUUAUUGUUGGAGCACGAUCUGGUCCGGCUGCAAGACCGGCACUAUUUUCAAUGACUUUGACAUGGGGAGUGCUGAGCCUCAUAACGUGCGCAACUUCAAGGGGAAGCGCUACACUGCUGUUUAGUGGGAUCAAUCACAUACUGUUCAGCGGGCUGUCGUACUAUUUUGACUCUUCCCUUGUCAAGUAGCACAGAGUUUAUGUUUGAGCGCUUGUAUGUAGUAAAUGUUUCCUGCAUCACAUCGUACCUGUGUCUAUAGACGAUUGGCUACGUGUUACAUUCUAUGGUCACUAGCAUAUUGAAUUCAUCAGAAAUGGGAAACUCUUAGAAAGCGAAAUAUACACUCGAGCUCGG